CUUGUCAGCAUUGUGUUCAUACCAAUCUAAUGAAUAUGGUGAGCUCCACUGAGAAACUUUUUGGCAAGAAGGUUCUGGUAGUCGGGGGCAGCUCUGGGAUUGGUUACGGGGCAGCAAGUAUUAUUCUUCACUAUGGCGCUAUUGUUACAAUAGUAUCUUCAUCGGAGGAGAAGAUUCAGUCAGCAAAAAAGCGACUAGGCAGCGAUAAGGUUCGAGGGGCUGUAGGAGACGUUCGAGAAGAAGCUGCUUUCACCGACGUCUUACAAUCUUUGGGGCCCUUUGACCAUGUCAUAUUCUGCGGUGUGGAUAAAAUUAUCAGGGGAGAUAUCGUGGACGCAAAUCUCGACGAUGCCAAACAUCUCUUUGGGGUGAAGUUCUGGGGCGCUGUGGUAGUUGGCAAAGCAGCUGCAAAGUUCGACAUAAUCAACCGCGGUGGUUCUCUCACUCUCACCUCUGGGGCAGCAGCAUUGAAACCAGGAAAAGGUGCUGCGAUUGGCGGGGCACUCAAUGGUGCAGUGGUAUCGCUCACGCAGGGAUUGGCAAGUGAGUUAGCUCAUAAAGGGAUACGGGUCAAUACUGUUGUUCCUGGAUUGGUAAGAACCGAGCUUUGGGAUAAGCAGGGCCAGACAAAAGAGCAGCAGAAACAAAUAUUCGACUCCGUGUCCGGCAGCCUUCCGGUCGGGUUCGUGGCCAGUCCCGAGGAUAUCGCCGAGGCCUAUCUUUAUGCAGUUAGAGCUGACUAUGCGUGCGGAAGUCUCAUUGUCAUCGAUGGCGGAAGCAUUAUGUGAUGUAAACAAACCAGGUGAUAGAAGUAGAGG
Messenger RNA from Penicillium canescens, 818 nucleotides. RefSeq lists its product as uncharacterized. NCBI's taxonomy places the organism in Eukaryota, Fungi, Ascomycota, Eurotiomycetes, Eurotiales, Aspergillaceae. Gene Ontology annotation, molecular function: oxidoreductase activity. The record is from RefSeq and is a predicted model, not a curated record. The transcript is spliced from 4 exons. The coding region runs from base 30 to 788 and encodes 252 amino acids.